Nymphalis io (European peacock) is the source of this 1180-nucleotide messenger RNA. RefSeq lists its product as uncharacterized. The transcript is spliced from 3 exons. The record is from RefSeq and is a predicted model, not a curated record. The coding region runs from base 205 to 834 and encodes 209 amino acids. Gene Ontology annotation, biological process: protein import into nucleus. Gene Ontology annotation, cellular component: nucleus. Lineage: Eukaryota; Metazoa; Arthropoda; Insecta; Lepidoptera; Nymphalidae.
AAUGUCAACUUUCAUAUUUCUUACAAGCAAGUAAAAACAAGUUGCUGUUUAUACAUUUAAUUUUAAAGCUUUUUCUCAAUGUGCAUCUAAAAUAAUUGUGAAGUACAUUUUACACAAUCCGCUUUUAUGGAUAAACCAUUAAGUAAUUACUAGCAGAUUGUGCUUGUUUAAGCUUUGUUUUAAACAAAAUUAUUGUUUUUGAAAAUGAAUAAAUUUGGUACAUCACCGUCUUUUAAAAAUCUAAAGUCCAACAAAAUACAAUCUCCAGUACAAUUAAAAGAGAAGAUAAGAAAAGAUUAUAAAAACAACUUGAAAACAUGUCGUGAAAAACUCUUAAACAGAAUUCGUGGUGUUACUGAGGAAGCUGAUCUUCGUGUGACAUUAACUGAUAUUUACAAUAAUACAUUUAACAAUUUUAAGAAAGAUGAUAUUGAAAUUGAACAAUUAACGGAUAUUGAAGAAACGAAAAUAUUGGACGACAUUAAAAAUGAACUAAUACAAAAUGAAUUAGAUUGGUGGAUUGAAGAAUAUGAAAAAUCACAAAGUGACAAUAUUGACUGGUCUGCAAUUCAAAAAGAUGACACUGUGAUAUGUUUACUGUGUCAAAAAAACAACUUUACUCUUGUUAAUAACUGCUUAUCAUGUUCAUUAUGUAAUACUGAAAUUAAGACAGAAAUGUCAUUAGCAAAUAUUAAAAAACAUAUUAAUGAAAGUUUAGAAAGGCACAGUAAUGUCUGUAAUGGCAGUGUGCAAUUUAUGUCAGUUCCAGAGUCCUGUAGUGUCCAUGUUUACCUUUUUUGUGAAAGUUGUAUGGACAUGCAAUUUAUUGUUUAAUAAUAUUUUUUGUUUCUGAAGUUUAACAAACAAAUGAAAGGAUUUUUUCUAUUUCUUUUAGUUACUUUGUUAUAAUUGUUUUAUGUUAACAUUAUUUUAUUAAUUUGCAUGAAUCUGAUUGAUAAAAUAAUGAUAUUUAUUUGGGAUCUGACAUAUUAUAUAGUGUUAGUAAUGCCAUCUGGUGGUCUAAAUAGACUUAUUCAGGCUUCAUUAUUAGUCUUGGAAUUUAUAAACAAUAACCUAAAAUUGUCACACAGUUUUUUCUUUUGGCAGAUCCCAAUAGAAACAUAAUUGUUUUGAUGUGAUGUAUUGUGAUAAAAGUAUGAUUAUAUUUUUUUUAAUAGGA